Rhodamnia argentea is the source of this 939-nucleotide messenger RNA. Its product is annotated as ubiquitin-conjugating enzyme E2 11-like. The transcript is spliced from 3 exons. Gene Ontology annotation, biological process: protein polyubiquitination. Gene Ontology annotation, cellular component: nucleus. The record is from RefSeq and is a predicted model, not a curated record. Gene Ontology annotation, molecular function: ubiquitin conjugating enzyme activity. The coding region runs from base 236 to 682 and encodes 148 amino acids. Lineage: Eukaryota; Viridiplantae; Streptophyta; Magnoliopsida; Myrtales; Myrtaceae.
UUAUCCGGCGGAAAUGGACGAGAUGCUUUUCCGAUAAUUCAUUUUAAUAUGGAGAUGAUGAUGGUUAGUCAACGCAAAUACUCCCUCCCUCCUCCUGUGUCCACAAGCCUCAGUUGAAGCUUUCUAUCUUCCCAAAUCCCUCUUCCUCAAAGCCAAGACUCAACUUCACUUCUUCUUUCUUCUUCCUGAUAUCUCCCUCUACUUCCUGGUAUAAUUUGUUACAUAGAACCAAUUGAUGGCUAGCAAGAGAAUUCAGAAGGAACUACAGGAUUUGCAGAGAGACCCUCCAACCUCAUGCAGUGCUGGGCCGGUGGGAGAAGACCUCUUCCACUGGCAAGCAACCAUCAUGGGUCCGCCCGAUAGCCCGUAUGCCGGUGGUGUAUUCUUCAUAAUGAUCCAUUUCCCGCCCGAUUAUCCGUUUAAACCUCCCAAAGUCAACUUCCAAACCAAGGUUUAUCAUCCCAACAUCAACUCCAAUGGCAGCAUAUGUCUUGACAUUCUCAAGGAACAAUGGAGCCCAGCAUUGACCAUUUCAAAAGUCCUUCUCUCCAUCUGCUCUCUUCUCACUGACCCCAACCCAGACGACCCUCUAGUCCCUGAAAUUGCUCACAUAUACAAACACCAGAGAAACCGAUACGAGGAAACGGCCAGGGCAUGGACACAGAAGUACGCCAUGGGUUAAAGAUCAGGUCCUGCCAUGUUAAGAUGCUUGUUGGAAACUGUACUUACUUGAUGACUGAAAGACUUGUAGGCAAUUGAAAAUGCUGAUAAGCAUGUUUUGGAAUCUAGAUUAUGGUGAAACAAACCCAGCAUAAGUGUCUGAAGUUUUUCUCUGCAGAACUAUUUUUGCUUUGAUUGUUGUUGUUUGUGUGCUUGUCACUUUUUGGCUCUUCAGUACACUGGUAAUCUACUUGAAUGUCAGAUUGGGUAUUGUGGAAA